AGGAAGUCAUCUCAUUUAUUCUGGUCUGUAUUUGGCCAAACGCCCAUCAAAAGAGAAAAAAGGAAAGUGACAAAAGAAGUAGGAAAUUUUUCUAAACAAAUUACUCCAAAAAGAAAAGAAACAAAAUAUAUUGAUGGUGAGAGGAGAUGAUGGAGCGGGGCCCACCCAAGCUUGAUUUCAGAUCAUGUGGUGCAGAAAUAGUCAUAUAGCAGUAUAUAUGUAGCAGGAGAGCAAGAAGAUUUAGAAAGUAGAAAAUAGUUAAAUUAAAAAUGGGCGAUAAGGUGGUGUGCGUCACCGGAGCUUCGGGCUACGUUGCUUCAUGGCUGGUUAAACUCUUGCUCCGCCGUGGUUACACUGUCAAGGCUACUGUUCGUAACCUCAGUGAUCCAAGCAAGGUAGGGCACUUGAGAGCACUUGAAGGAGCUGAAGAAAGACUGCAUUUGUUUGAAGCAAAUUUAGUGAAAGAAGGAUCAUUUGAUGGUGUGAUUGAUGGUUGUGAUGGCGUUUUUCACACUGCAUCUCCUGUUAUACUUGAGCAUGUCAAUGACCCUCAGGUGGAACUUAUACAACCUGCAGUGAAGGGAACCCUAAAUGUUCUUAGUUCAUGUGCCAAGGCACAAUCUGUGAAGCGAGUAGUCUUCACCUCUUCUAUUGCCACAAUAGCCUAUAAGAAACACACCCAAACCACUGACGUUUUAGUUGAUGAGACAUCGUUUUCUGAUCCAAUUUUUGCCGAGGAAAUGAAGCAAUGGUAUGUUGUUUCAAAAACAUUGGCGGAGGAAGCUGCAUUUAAAUUUGCACAAGAAAAUGGCAUUGAUUUGGUAAUCAUAAAUCCUGGAUUGGUGAUUGGCCCUCUUCUACAACCAACUCUCAAUGAAACUUCACAAUGUUUUCUUAGCUUAAUUUCAGAAGGAAAGUAUACUAAUGCAACUCCAGGUGGAAUGUUUAUAUAUGUUGAUGUGAGAGAUGUUGGCAACGCACAUAUCUUGGCUUUUGAGGAUUCAUCGGCAAAUGGUAGAUAUUGUCUUGUUGCGAACGUGAUGCCUUGCGCUCAAGUUUUAGAUAUCUUGCGCCAACUCUAUCCUACAGUCAAAUUCCCCAUGUGCAGCCAGGAUGAGGAGAAUCCGAGUGCCCUACCACUCUUACAAGUGUGUAAUGAGAAAGCAAAGUCAUUGGGUAUAAAUUUUACGUCAGUUGAGCAGAGUGUGAAGGAUGUCACUGAAAGUCUCAUAGAGAAAAAAUUCUUCAAAAUUUCAGAAUUUAACAUCUAAAAUAUUAUAUAUUUAUUUAGUGAAGAAUCUCAAUGUUCGAUCAUGAUUGUAAUGGCAGGUAAAAGAAAGGAGAUAUGACUCAUUUUCUUGUGAUAUAGCAAUAAUGGAUGUAUGUACAUCAAUAUUAUUAAUCUAUAUAUUUCAGGGCAGUUCUAUUCA
Salvia miltiorrhiza (redroot sage) is the source of this 1430-nucleotide messenger RNA. Its product is annotated as phenylacetaldehyde reductase-like. The transcript has 6 exons. Bases 270 to 1271 code for a protein of 333 amino acids. NCBI's taxonomy places the organism in Eukaryota, Viridiplantae, Streptophyta, Magnoliopsida, Lamiales, Lamiaceae. The record is from RefSeq and is a predicted model, not a curated record. Gene Ontology annotation, molecular function: oxidoreductase activity, acting on the CH-OH group of donors, NAD or NADP as acceptor.